Blepharisma stoltei is the source of this 1331-nucleotide messenger RNA. The record is from the annotation of a GenBank genome assembly. NCBI's taxonomy places the organism in Eukaryota, Ciliophora, Heterotrichea, Heterotrichida, Blepharismidae.
AUGAAAUCCAAAAUCAUAAGUUCUCGCUUGGGUCUCAAGACUCCUUCUAAACAAGAAAUCCCAACACAAAGAAACAAUGAAAAUAGCUUGCACUCAUCUCCUGCAAUCAAUCAAAAAAAGAAUCCUUCAGGCACAAAUAGAAAUGGAAGGCUUGACUUCAAUAUGCUCAAUUUAUCAGAAAGAAGAGUCAGAGCUAGCCAAUCCCAUCGCAGAGACAGAUCUGCAGAGGAGCUUUUUGGCGAUUACAACGAAAAUAACAUAAUUAGAAGUGACAGCAGAAGUUCAAGCACAAAAAAAAUAAAACAGGUAUCUGAAAAUAGCGAAAUUAUUUAUAAAUCGUUCGACGGGACCAAAGCCAAGCCAAGCUCUGUAAUAAUUCCGAAAGUUUCUUCCUCAAGAGAAAAAAUCCUACAGAUAAACGCAAGAAGACUUAAAGAGCUCAAUAUCAAGCAGCCAUGCGAAUCAACAUUGCCAAAGCCAAAUGAAGCCCAGAUUGAGACUAUUUCGAUUUCUGGACUGAAGCCUUAUGAUGAUAUGAAUACACUAAAAGACAUUUGUAAAGGAUGGCAUAUUGUAAAGGCUGAUUUGGAAAUGAAUGAUAUUGAAGGAAAAUGCAAUGGAAAGGGAAGUGUGCAAAUUCGAUAUUUCCCUGGCUCCGGAGACUCAGAAAAGCUGAAAUUUCACUUGAUCUCGCAUGGUUUAAAUGUCUCAUCGAUAUCUUCAGUAAGGGGAAGAAAAGGGUGCUGGGAAAUACUUAUUUCAGAAAAUUAGCACAUUUAAGAGCGAGCAAAACAAUUUAAAAUUUAAAUAUUAUUUUAUAUAUAAGUAAUUUAAAUUAAGCUACGAUUUUUUAAAACCAGAAAACAAACUUUUUAGAGCAAGCAGAAGGAUUUUGCUCACUGAUAAUUUUUUUUUAAAAAAAAUUAUUUAUUAAAUAAGCAUUAAAAUCACACUAUGCUAUUGCAAUGACAGUAAAAAAUUGAAAAACCUAAGAAAAAACCAACUACGUACAAACAAUCACUAGAUCGAACUCAGAGUCCAGAAUUGGCUUGGAUAAUUCAGUAAUUUUUUCUUCAUUUAGUUCUUCCAAAAAUAGACUAAGCAGUUCUCGUGAGCCAAAAAAUGACUGCUAUCAAGAUUCGUUAAGAUCUUCAAGAUCUAAAAGCAGCAAUAAUCUAAAGCCAAGAUCUGGAAGUGCAAGCUGCCGGGAACAAUUUAGCCAUCGAGGUAACUUUGAAAACCUUUCAACUGGCCCAGAAUUAAGGUCUUUUGACGCAAGACCAAGCUAUAUGAGGGAAACUCUUUCUUCACAAAGUAAAAGAAGAGCAUAA